CUCGUGACAGCGUGAGAGCUCAGAAGUCCUUCAAGAGAAGUCAAGGCAGCUGAAUUCCAUUUUCCUGUCUCAUCAUGGCUGAGCCUGGUGACCACUCUCUGAGGCUCGUUCUGGUAGGGAAAACAGGAAGUGGGAAAAGUGCCACAGCCAACACCAUCCUCGGGGAAAAAAAAUUUGAAUCUAAAAUUUCUGCCCAGGCUGUCACCAAGGAGUGUCAGAAAGCAUCCAGGACAUGGAAGGGGAGAGACAUCCUGGUUGUGGACACCCCAGGGCUAUUUGACACCAAGGAGAGUCUGGAAACCACCUGCAAGGAAAUCAGCCAGUGCGUCCUCUCCUCCUGCCCUGGGCCUCACGCCAUCAUCCUGGUUCUGCAGCUGAACCGCUUCACAGAGGAAGAGCAGAAGACUGUUGCUUUGAUCAAGGUUCUCUUUGGGGAGGCAGCCAUGAAGUACAUGAUUGUCCUGUUCACUCGCAAAGAGGAACUGGAGAGCAGGAGCCUGAAUGACUUCUUAGCAGAGGCGGAUGCAAGCCUGCUAAACAUCACCAAGGAGUCUGGGAACCGCUGUCUGGCCUUUAACAACAAAGCUAACAAGGCUGAGAAGGAGGCUCAAGUGCAGGAGCUGCUGGAGCUGAUAGAGCGCAUGGUGCGGGACAACGGAGGCUCUUACUUCUCUGCCGCCAUCUACAAGGACGUGGAGAAAAAGCUGAAAAGGCAAGCAGAGCUCUUGAGGAAAAUUUACAUUGAUCAAAGAGAGAAGGAAAUUAAAGCGGUGGAGGAAGAGUACGCUCAGAAGGGUCGGAUUAAGGAAAAAGAGGAGAAACUACAGUCAAUUAACAGGAAAUACGACGAAAAAAUAAGAAAUUUAAGAGAAGAAGCAGGCAAGGGCAUUUUCAGCCAGAUCGUCAGUGGAAUUAUGAAUGUGCUUUUUAAAGUAUGGCAUUUUUUCCAGAAGUAGUGUGAUACAUUCUUUUCCUUUAUUAUGGACACGUGCCUAUCUUAUCCUGCUAUUCUCCCUGCUGACCCUUCCCUAUGCCACCAACAAUCUGAAGAAAUAACAGCAUCACUGUGUCUGGAAUUCAGCCUACCUGGU
Molecule: messenger RNA, 1091 nt
Organism: Nannospalax galili (Upper Galilee mountains blind mole rat)
Lineage: Eukaryota; Metazoa; Chordata; Mammalia; Rodentia; Spalacidae
Product: GTPase IMAP family member 7-like
Exons: 2
Coding region: 75-956 (293 amino acids)
Molecular function (GO): GTP binding
Source: RefSeq, a predicted model, not a curated record